AUGAUGCGGGAGACGGAAAAUAUGUCAGGUGAGGAUCCUUCAUUCCGCUGUCUGGAGUGCCUAAAUGUAUUUCCAACUUGGACAAAGCUCACGCAGCAUUUGGAAAGGACAAUGCAUUUUUCGGCAAGGUGUGUGGAGUGUGAUCUGCAGUUGAGGUGCUACGGCCCCUCUCAGCCCUAUCGUCAUGAGGAAACAACGGGGCACCGCGGGAUUUCUGGUGUAUUUUACACCCGCCUGGACUAUCGGCUAGACCAGCCACCGGUGCUUGCACAUCCACAGUAUCGCUGCGAGUGUCGAGUCUCUUUCGUGAGUUCUCUACACAUCGCGCUGCACCUGCGCACAGAUCACGGGGUUACUUCUGUCCCUGACGAGGCUACAUGUCUCACGUGCAAGAAAAGAGGCACCCUUGCUGAGAUGGCGACGCACAGACUCGAACGAUUGCUGGCGAAGGAGAAUUGCGUUUUUGAUAUUCCCGGUUUUGUUGCCUCUCGCUACCUGGUGUCUCGCCCACGGCUGCCCCCUUGGCCAGCACAAGAGAAACCCUACAUUGUCCUCUACCAAUGCCCUUUGUGUAGUCUGUUGUUUCUCUCGUGGAACGACAUGCAACAACACAUAGCAACGACAGGACACUGUCGUGACGUCUUGCCCUCGACUGCUGUAUGCCUUAGCCGAGCGCAAUAUGGCACGGGCGGCCAUGCGCUCUCUUCGGAGGAUUUUGAGGUUCUAGUAGACAAGAGUGACCCGAAGCUGUGUGCGCUGAUACAACGAAGUUUGCCAGAAGGCAGCGGCACGGGUAGCGAUGACGACGACCUCGUUCUAGGGUUCCAGUGCCCGGAGGAAAGCUGCAGACGGCUAUUCCUUACGCACGGCGAGUUGCUGGAUCACAUGGAGAUGGAGGGCCACCACCCCAACACACAUGAGGAGGAGAAGGGCGACCCGGGGCAAACGGUACCGUCAUGGAAGUGGGACGUCUCUGCUUAUGAGGUGAUGUGCUCGACGAAGCAGCUGGUGGAGUUGUUUGGGUUUUCGAGCUGCCCGCACUGCUCCCGCGCAGUAACGGCUGGCGCCGAAAUGUACCACCAGCAGUUGUUUCAUCCAGAAAAAUAG
Trypanosoma grayi is the source of this 1107-nucleotide messenger RNA. RefSeq lists its product as hypothetical. Gene Ontology annotation, biological process: regulation of transcription by RNA polymerase II. Gene Ontology annotation, cellular component: chromosome. The record is from RefSeq and is a predicted model, not a curated record. Gene Ontology annotation, molecular function: chromatin insulator sequence binding. The coding region runs from base 1 to 1107 and encodes 368 amino acids. Lineage: Eukaryota; Euglenozoa; Kinetoplastea; Trypanosomatida; Trypanosomatidae. The transcript has a single exon.